This is a messenger RNA of Amoebophrya sp. A25, 2677 nucleotides long. The record is from the annotation of a GenBank genome assembly. NCBI's taxonomy places the organism in Eukaryota, Dinophyceae, Syndiniales, Amoebophryaceae.
AUGUUGUCCUCCAGCUCCCGCCAGCUCCUCAACCGAGGCCGGCAUCUUUUCAACACCUCCAGUCUCGCCUCUUCUUCGAACCAGAGAAGUUUCGCCACUAAGGCAGUGGUUGCUGGCGCCGCAGGCGGCAUUGGACAGAGCCUGUCACUCUUGCUGAAGCUGGAUCCCAAUAUCGAUGAGUUGGCACUGUUGGACGUGGCGCCAGUCGUCCCAGGAGUCGCUGUCGAUAUCUCUCAUGUCAACUCACAUUGUCAAGUGACUGGGGGGUUUACGGACAAUGGUAAUUAUUGGAGAUUCUUUUGCUUUUGUUGCUACUUAUGUUUAGUCGGAGAAUCAAUCGGAAUUGCUUGAAGUCUGUUGAAAAGAUCACCGCUAAGAGAUCAAAGAGCACUUCUUCUUUCCUUCUUUCCCUUUUCCUUACUCCCCACCAAGACGAAGCAACUGCCCAUUUUUUUCUGCCAUUAACUUUCUUACACAGAUGCCGCCCUCAAAGACGCCAAGAUCGUUGUCAUCCCGGCUGGCGUGCCACGUAAGCCAGGCAUGACCCGGGAUGACUUGUUCAAUAUCAAUGCUGGCAUCAACGCAGGCUUGGCGCAAGCUUGCGCCAAGAACUGCCCAGAUGCCAUGAUGUUGAUCAUCAGUAACCCGGUCAACAGCAUGGUCCCAAUCUGGGCGGAAGUGCUGAAGAAGAAUGGGUACUGCAUUUUUUAGCACGUUUAUGAGUUCUUGUUGUAUUCUAACAAGUAUAAUAGUUUAUAGAUAAAAACUUUUUCUUCAUUAGGAUGAUCAGGAACAUGAUGAUGAUUUUCUUCAACUAACUAGCGGACUAGCACUGCACACAACUAGUAAAUUAAACCACGUCCUCUACUUACAACACCGUCCUUAUCUCUGUCUAUCAUACCUUCCACAUCUUCCCGAGGACGCGGCACCAUCAAACCAAACAGUUGCUACAACCCAAAACGAUUGAUGGGAGUCACCACAUUGGAUGUGACUCGUGCCAACACCUUUAUGGCGCAGAAGCUCGGCGUUGACGUCGCCUCCAUGCACGUCGAUGUCAUCGGUGGACAUGCAGGAACAACUAUUCUGCCGAUCUUGAGUCAGGUAUAAUUCUAAACGAUCUUGCCGAUCAUUUAGGCACAAGAACAACUACAGUUCUUGUGGUUUUGUUGCAUGUGGACUCAGAAGAUUGUAGUUUUUGUUGCAGUUUUUAGCCUCCUCUCAUCUCCUGAUGAAAGAUGUCAACAUGCGAAGAUGAACGUUUCAUACCACUUGACCCUAAACCCUAAAAAACCCAGGUCCCCGGCAUCAGCGCCGUCUCCCAAGCUGACCUCGAAGCGCUUACUCAUCGUAUCCAGUUCGGCGGAGACGAGGUCGUCAAGGCCAAGGACGGCGCGGGCAGCGCCACUCUGUCCAUGGCCUACGCGGGUGCGGAGUUCGCCGCUUACGUCGCACGAGCUUUGAAGGGAGAAAAGGGGUUGAAGGCGUGCACUUACUUAUGUCAACGAUCGUAGGUCUUGUUUCAGCUGACUUCUUAGUAAGUUUUUUUCCAUCAACAUUUUUAAUAUGAAGAUGGACUUGGACAUCUUCCACCCUCUUCAUUAUGAUGCAGAAAUCACUACUCAAAACAUAAUAUUAGUCUUACAUCUGGGGAACAUCUUGUAUAUGCUAUAAUUUCCAUCAUUAUGAUCAUGAAGAACAAGAUGAUCAUCUUGUAUGAUCAUCUUGUUCCACCCAGAAGAUUUCACUUUCGUUAGAUGAUAAGGGAAAGUAUGGCUUCUGAUUCGGGUCAACAUUCCCUUUCCUCUUCUAAUACCCGUCGAGAACAACCUGACCGAAGCUGCCUACUUCUCCACGCCAGUCACAUUGGGCACGGAAGGAGUCGAGGAGAUUCACUCCUUCGGUGAUUUGAGCGCCAUGGAGAAGGCCAAUUUCGAUGCCAUGAUGCCAGAUCUGAAGGGUCAGAUCGCAAAGGGCGUGGACUUCGUCAAAAACAUGAAGUAGGGCGUUGUCCGACUGGUGUUCAUAUUGACCAAAUUAGAGAUUUAACCUAUACCUAAGGCUUCGGUUUGCAAUUUUUAAAGAACGUUAACUACUCAGUUUGAAGCCUUUUUAGAUGGCUAGGCUUUGUUGUUCGUGUAACUGUAAAUAGGAUAAGAACAAUUACAAGGUCAAGGUCAUGAACAUGAUUUCUAUUUGAUGUUGAUUUAAGAGGUUUCACAACUAGAGUUCCAACAAACGCGUCAUGGUUUUCCACGACCAAUCCAUUUACCCCGUGAGCGUUCACGCUCCGUAUAAAUGGAAAGGUCUUGCUUAGUAAUAAGCUUCACUAUUUUUUACUAACGAUCAUUGUGUGGUCAUUUUCUACAUCUAGAACUAGAUAAACAUGUUAUUGUGAAGACUGCUCAUUUUUGCGCACAAGAACUGUGAUGAGCCAAAGCUGCUCAGUCCGCUCGACAAUCAUGAAUAUUCUCAUGAUGGGUGUCGCCUACACCUUGUUGAACAGGCUGACGCUCGGAAGAUAAACUUGCGCACUCGUAGAUGAUAUGGGACAAUAAAAACAAGAACAUCAUGCAAUUGCCACUAGUAGAGGCAGAAGGCAGGGAAACAUCAUCUCUGUGGUGCUAAACAUACACUAUGACCACUAUUUUGUUUUCGUGUCCGCUGAGGAAGUAGGAAA